Molecule: messenger RNA, 1144 nt
Organism: Carassius carassius (crucian carp)
Lineage: Eukaryota; Metazoa; Chordata; Actinopteri; Cypriniformes; Cyprinidae
Product: serine/arginine-rich splicing factor 10-like
Exons: 6
Coding region: 122-790 (222 amino acids)
Molecular function (GO): RNA binding
Source: RefSeq, a predicted model, not a curated record
GAAGAAGAAGAAGAAGAAGAAGAAGAAGGCCUCGAUGCCGCCGAAAGAGAAAGAUUAUAAUCUUUAAUCGUUCUUAAGAGUGAUUUAUAAUCGAGUGUAAGAGCCUGUAAUAAUAUCUAUAAUGUCUCGGUACAUGAGACCGCCGAACAGCUCUCUGUUCGUUCGAAAUAUUUCCGACGAGUCCCGGCCAGAGGACCUGCACCGAGAGUUCGGCCGAUACGGGCCCAUUGCCGACGUCUACAUUCCCCUAGACUUCUAUUCUCGCCGGCCCAGAGGAUUUGCGUACAUUCAGUUUGAGGACGUCCGGGACGCAGAGGACGCCCUGCACAAUCUGGACAGGAAGUGGGUGUGUGGACGGCAGAUCGAGAUCCAGUUCGCUCAGGGCGACCGCAAGACGCCGGGGCAGAUGAAGUCCAAGGAGCGGCAGUCGCCCCGCAGUCACUCACGAUACGAGGAGUACGAGCGGCGCAGACGCUCUCGCAGCCGCAGCAGACGCAGGUCGCGCAGACGAUCCCCGAGCCCUCGAGACAGAUCCAGAGGAAGCAGACGCAGCCGCAGCCGAGAACACGACCGGCACCGGGCGUCUGGGCGUGAUCCCCCCCGCUCCCGGAGCCCCUCCCACUCGAGGAGCAGGGGCGGAGCUCGAACCCGCUCCAGGUCCAGAUCCCCCAGCGAGCUGCACACAGAGACCCAGGACACUGCUGCAGAAGAGAAGACACAUGAGCGCUCCCCGUCACGCUCCAGGUCCCGCUCGCGCUCUUGGGCCGGACACAAGUCCUGGGGGCAUUAGAUCCACACAUCAGGCUCAGGGACGACUGGCUGGGAUUGUUUGGGUUUUGUGGGUUGGGUGCAGAAGGUCAUGAACCUGCUCAUUUCUUUUAAUAAGGAGAGGGAAUCGAACUAAAGCGUGUUUCUGUUUCUGUUAAAGUGUUAGCAUUGAAGACAUCUGUGUGGUUUAGUUUACAAGCUGUGCAAGAGCGAGAGAUGUAAAUCACGUCAAUAUAUUUGUAAGAUAUUUUUAAGUUGACCAGUAAUGGCCCUCCAUUUGAAACGGUCUUCCAUGUGUGUCUCGAACGUGUUUUUUUGUGAAGUCUGCAGGCCUUUUACAUGUAACCUCAGAAUGAAAUAAAUUUCCUGUGCAUCA